AUGUUUCGCAUCUACAACAUUUACGCGCUUGCCGCCUUUGGCACCAUUGGCGGUAUGCUCUUCGGCUUCGAUAUUAGUUCCAUGAGCGCUUGGAUCGGUGCCGAUUCCUACAAGGAGUAUUUCAACCAUCCAAGCUCGACCCUGCAGGGCGGCAUCACCGCCGCCAUGUCCGGCGGUUCCCUGGUUGGCGCUCUUAUAGCGGGUUUCCUUGCCGAUUGGUGGGGCCGACGCGGCGCCUUGAAGCUCGCCUCCGCCAUCUGGAUCCUCGGUGCCAUCCUCCAGUGCUCUUCUCAGAACGUCCCCCAUCUCAUCGUCGGCCGUGUCGUCAGUGGUUUUGCCAUCGGUAUCACGAGUUCUCAAUGUUGCGUCUACCUCGCAGAGCUCGCCCCCUCCCGCAUUCGUGGACGCAUCGUCGGCAUCCAACAGUGGUCCAUCGAAUGGGGUAUCCUCAUCAUGUACCUCAUCUCAUAUGGAUGUGCCGUCACCAUUGAUGGUCCUAGUGCGUUCCGUAUCGCAUGGGGUGUCCAGGGUAUUCCCGGUCUCAUCCUUGGCGCUGCUCUUUUCUUCUUCCCCGAGUCCCCUCGUUGGUUGGGCCAGAAGGAUCGCUGGGAAGAGUGCCACGAGGUUCUGGCUCAUCUGCACGCCGGCGGUGACCACGAUGCCCCCGUUGUUCUCGCUGAACUUGACGAAGUCAAGGAGGCUUCCCGUAUUGCUGCCGAGUCCAAGAAUAUUGGUGUUCUCGGUCUCUUCGGUCCCCGCGUCUGGAAACGUACAUUAGCAGGCUGCAGCGUUCAGGUAUGGCAACAGCUCCUAGGAGGCAAUAUUAUUCUUUAUUACCUCAUCUAUAUCUUCAAUAUGGCUGGCAUCACUGGCAAUGUUGCCCUGACAUCGUCCAUCAUUCAAUAUGUCAUCUUCCUCGUUACGACCGGAGCCAUCCUGCCCAUCAUUGACCGACUCGGCCGCCGUCCUCUUCUCAUCGGCGGUGCCAUCAUCUGUUGUGUCAUUCAUUUUACCACCGGUGCCGUAAUGAAGGUGCAUGGCAAUCCCGUCGACAGUGUAGACGGUGACGAUAACCUUAGGUGGGCCAUCUCCGGCCCUCCCGCCAAAGGUGUCAUCGCCCUUUGUUACAUCUUCGUCGGUGUCUACGGCCUUACCUGGGCCCCGAUCGGCUGGAUCUACGCCUCAGAAGUCUUCCCUCUUAAAUACCGCGCCACUGGUGUUGGUUUUGCUGCCGCCUGCAACUGGGCCUUUAAUCUCGCCCUCGCCUUCUUCGUCCCGCCCGCCUUCACCAACAUCCAGUGGAAGACGUACAUGAUCUUCGGCACCUUCUGCGCUGUCAUGACCGUACACAUCUUCUUAACAUACCCCGAGACAUCCGGCAAAACCCUCGAGGAAAUUGAUGAGCUCUUUGACGCCAAUGUCCCCGCCUGGCGCACUAAGAGCGCUGGUGUGCGCUUCGAGGACCGCGUUGCUGAUGCCGAGGGGAAGAAGUCGGAUUUCGACGCAUCUCACACAGAGAGGGUUGAAGUUUAG
Messenger RNA from Colletotrichum graminicola M1.001, 1533 nucleotides. RefSeq lists its product as uncharacterized. Gene Ontology annotation, biological process: carbohydrate transport; transmembrane transport. Gene Ontology annotation, cellular component: membrane. The transcript is spliced from 4 exons. The record is from RefSeq and is a predicted model, not a curated record. Gene Ontology annotation, molecular function: carbohydrate:proton symporter activity. Lineage: Eukaryota; Fungi; Ascomycota; Sordariomycetes; Glomerellales; Glomerellaceae. The coding region runs from base 1 to 1533 and encodes 510 amino acids.